GCGGAGACCAUGUUAGGCCACCACUAUCCCAACGUUGACAAGUCGCAACAACUGGCAAACUACGUGGAAGAUUAUCUGGAAUGCGUGGAGUCCCUGCCUUUGGACAUACAAAGAAAUGUUUCUGUGCUCCGGGAAAUCGACGCCAAGUACCAAGAAGUGCUGAAAGAGGUGGACGAAGUCUUCGAGAAGUACAAGGCGGAGCAGGACGGGGGCCAGCGAAAGCGCCUGCAGGUCCAGCUGCAACGGGCGCUCAUCGUCAGCCAGGAGCUGGGCGACGAGAAGAUUCACGUGGUGACCCAGAUGACAGAGUUGGUGGAGAACCGCUCGCGCCAGAUGGACUCUCAUUCCCUGUGCCUCCAAGAACCCCGCGAGCCCGAAAGGCCGGCGACGGAGCGCCGCGCUAAUGUCCAGGAGCCGCCCGCCGGCGCCUCCGCCGGCGCGGCGGCGACGGCCGCCGGUGCUGACCGCGCCUCGGCCCGUCGCCCGCGACGCCAGCGCAACAGCGAGAGCCGAGACUCCGGCCACCCGUCGGCCAACGGUUCGGCGGCGGACGACGCCGCGGACGAGCCGCCCGUCCCGCUUCCCAGAGAGAAGUCCAAGUCUAAGUCCACCAAGAAAAAGAAGCGCAAGUCCAAGCAGGAGCGAGACGCUUCGCCGGUGGACUUUGCCAUCGACCCCAACGAGCCCACCUACUGUUUGUGCGAGCAGGUGUCUUACGGCGAAAUGAUCGGUUGCGACAACGACCAGUGCCCCAUCGAGUGGUUCCACUUCUCCUGCGUGGGUCUGACCUACAAACCCAAGGGCAAGUGGUACUGUCCCAAAUGCAGGGGGGACAACGAAAAGACCAUGGACAAAAGUCUGGACAAGAACAGAAAAGACCGCCGUUCCAGGUAG
This is a messenger RNA of Nerophis lumbriciformis (worm pipefish), 894 nucleotides long. Lineage: Eukaryota; Metazoa; Chordata; Actinopteri; Syngnathiformes; Syngnathidae. The record is from RefSeq and is a predicted model, not a curated record.